This is a messenger RNA of Vitis riparia (riverbank grape), 903 nucleotides long. RefSeq names its product cytochrome P450 76T24-like. The record is from RefSeq and is a predicted model, not a curated record. The transcript has a single exon. Gene Ontology annotation, molecular function: heme binding; monooxygenase activity; oxidoreductase activity, acting on paired donors, with incorporation or reduction of molecular oxygen. Bases 1 to 903 code for a protein of 300 amino acids. Lineage: Eukaryota; Viridiplantae; Streptophyta; Magnoliopsida; Vitales; Vitaceae.
AUGGAUUACACCACACUUCUCAUUCUAUUUUCCUUUGUAUGGUCAUGCGUUAAAGUGCUCACUAUUGGCUUCACCAAUGGGAAAUCCGGUGUGGCCAGGCUUCCGCCAGGUCCCCGUCUUUUCCCGAUCAUCGAAAACCUCCUCAAACUGGGUGAAAAACCCCAUCAAUCACUUACAAUUCUCUCCAAAACUUAUGGUCCUCUAAUGUUUCUCAAGCUAGGAAGCACCACCACCAUAGUCGUUUCCUCAUCAGAAGCAGCCCAGGAAGUGCUAAACAAAAAUGACCAAGCCUUUUCCAGCAGGACAGUCCUCAAUGCCAUCCAAGCUGUCGACCAUCACCGUUUUUCAGUAGUAUUUUUACCAGCAUCGGCUCAUUGGCGCAACCUUAGGAAGAUUUGCAGCAUGCAGAUGUUUUCCUCGCAUCGUGUCGACGCCGGCCAAGUCAUGCAGCAAAACAUUGUGCAACAGCUACUAGGCCAUGCUCAGGAAAGUUGCAGCAGUGGUCGGGCAGUCGAUAUUGGGAGAGCAACCUUUACAACCACCCUUAAUUUGUUAUCAAACACUAUUUUCUCUGUUAAUUUGGCUCACUAUAACUCCAAUUUCUCACAAGAGUUCAAGGAUCUUAUAUGGAGUAUAAUGGAAGAAGCCGGAAAGCCUAACCUUGCGGACUUCUUUCCGGUCCUUAGAUUGGUUGAUCCACAAGGAAUACUGAAAAGGAUGACUGUUUGUUUUAAUAAACUUGUCGAGGUUUUUGAUGGUUUCAUCGAACAAAGGUUGUCAUUAAAAGCUUUUUCGGCAAACAACGAUGUACUAGAUGGCCUUCUCAAUCUUGACAAACAACAUGACCAUGAGUUGAGCAGCAACGAUGUUAGACAUUUGCUUGUGGUAAGUAUCAUAUCUUAA